Molecule: messenger RNA, 2184 nt
Organism: Diversispora eburnea
Lineage: Eukaryota; Fungi; Glomeromycota; Glomeromycetes; Diversisporales; Diversisporaceae
Source: the annotation of a GenBank genome assembly
AUGUUCAAACAACAAACCAAUAAAUUUUUAAAAAGAAAUCCAUCUUUUUUUCAUUACAUCAAAAGAAAUGGAUUAAAAAACGGAUUGAAAAAUGAAUCAAGAAAUGGAUUUUGGCGAAUUCCACAGAUUCCUAUUCAAUUCAUUUAUUCUAAAUAUUAUUCUACUGUACCCGAGAAUAAUUUAAAAAUUCCAUCAACAUUUAAAGAUACCAAAAAAUUAGCUCAAAAAUUGUUGGAACAUAAUCAAAAACAACGGAAUAAUGCAUUAUCAAUUAUAAAUACAAUAUUUUCUCCACCCACUGAAGAAGAAAAGGAAGAACUUCAAAAUAUAACGAUUGAAAAAAUCUUAGAAACAUCAUCUCAUGAUUCAUUAAAAGUUCAAUUAGCCCACGAUGCGUAUGUUAGAGAUCUUUGGUCAAAAAGUAUUCAAUAUAGAGAUAUGAUUAAAUUUAUAAGAUUUAAAGAAAUUUAUGACUUUAUUAUUGUGGGAGCUGGAUCCGCCGGAUGUGUUCUCGCCAAAGAGCUCAUAGAAAAUAUACCAAAUAUCAAGAUUUUACUAUUGGAAGCCGGUCCCCCGGAUUCUCAAAUUAAUGAUAGGAUCACUUUACCGUUUGUGCAUAGUACACUUUGGAGAACAAACGAAAUUGAUUGGUCAUACCUUACUCAACGUCAAGUAAUGCCUAGUACAACUGAUCCAACUAAAGAUAUAGUAAAUCGAUCUAUUAUUUAUCCAAGAGGAAAAGUUUGGGGUGGAUGUAGUUCAGUUAAUGCCAUGGUUUAUGUUCAAGGAGGACCCGAAUACAAAAUAUGGGAUUAUGAACAUUGUCUCGAAGCCUUCAAGGCAAUCGAGAGCAUCUCUAGAGAAAAUCCAGAUGAAGAAACCAAAAAAUAUCGUGGUUUUAAUGGUUUAAUAAAUGUUUUUGAGCACGGAGAUAGCAUAUUUGACGUUAUGAAAGAUUUAAAAAAGGCUGCUGUAGAUUUCGGUAUACCGGAGAAUAAAGAUUAUAAUGGUGUUAGACAGGCAUCAAUUAAAAAUAAAAUGAGAUGUUCAGCAGUAGAUGGAUAUCUUACCAAAGCUUUAGAAAAGGUUGAAGUAGUGAAGGAUGAAGAAAUUGUUAAAGAUUAUCUUAAAUUAUCUUCUGAUGCUUGUAAAAUAUCAGCUGUUAAUUUAAAAUCCAAUGCUCAUGUUUUAAAUAUAAUUUGGGAUGAUGAUGAGGAUUCCAAUGGUAAUAUAGCAAGAGGUAUCAAAUAUUUUUCUGGUGGAGAACUUCAUGAAGCUUAUAUUGCCCCAAAAGGUGAAAUUAUUUUAAGUGCUGGAGCAAUCAAUAGUCCACAUAUACUUAUGCUCUCUGGAAUAGGUCCAAGAAAUAAUUUAAGCAUGAAUAAUAUUAAAGUUCGUGAAGAUUUACCUGUUGGAAAGAAUUUAUAUGAUCAUCCAUUAACAAUGUUUUCUGCGAAGGUAGAUAAACCAAAUUCCACUUUGAAAUCAUGUAUGAAUUCUUGGACUAAUGGACCAGAAGUUGUUAUAUUUCACAAAGCAAAUGAGGAAGGAAGAAUACCUACGAAAGAAGAAUUACAUAAUGAGCAUCCUGAUAUCCAAAUUACAUGUGCUCCAGUAAUAUUUGAUUCAGAACUUAUAAAUCCAAUCAAUAGAGAAGUACCAUUUUUAGGAGAAGGAAUUACUUUAUCACCAGCACUUAAUUAUCCAUCAAGUGUUGGUCAUUUAGAACUUGCAAGUCAAAAUCCUUUUGAACAACCAAAAAUAUUUCUUAAUUAUUUUGAUAAAGCGGAAGAUAUGUAUAGAUUAAUAAGUACAAUGAAAUUAUGUAAAGAGAUUAUUAAACGUCCUCCAUUAACAACUAAUUGGGGAACAAAAGAUAUUGGAAUAACUGAUGAAUUUGGACAAUGGGCAAGUGAUGGUGUUAAUAUGUCUGAUAAUGACUGGGAGAAACUUAUACGUGAGAAGCAUUUCACUUCAUUCCAUCCAUGCGGUACAGUAAAGAUGUCAUUAAAAGAGAAAGGUGGUGUAGUUGAUCAUAGACUUCGAGUUUAUGGAACUGAAAAUCUACGAGUUGUUGAUGCAUCCAUAUUUCCUAGUAUUCCUGCUGCAAAUACUUUUGCACCAGUUUGUAUGACUGCUUGGAGAGCUUCAAAAUUAAUUGAAGAGGAUUAUAAGAGAAAAUAG